Molecule: messenger RNA, 641 nt
Organism: Pyrus x bretschneideri (Chinese white pear)
Lineage: Eukaryota; Viridiplantae; Streptophyta; Magnoliopsida; Rosales; Rosaceae
Product: 60S ribosomal protein L37-3-like
Exons: 3
Coding region: 134-424 (96 amino acids)
Biological process (GO): translation
Cellular component (GO): ribosome; cytosolic large ribosomal subunit
Molecular function (GO): RNA binding; structural constituent of ribosome
Source: RefSeq, a predicted model, not a curated record
UUUGAGGCCCAACAUUCGAAAUGAAACCCUAAUCUAGUCGAUGACGACGAUAAUAUAACUCACUGAAUCUUCGUCCGCGAGAAAUUUCCUGCAACUCCUCUGAAAUCUAGGGUUUCUCUCUGCAGCCAACGAAAUGGGCAAAGGAACAGGAAGUUUCGGAAAGAGGAGGAACAAGACGCACACACUCUGUGUGCGGUGCGGCCGCCGCAGUUUUCACCUUCAGAAGAGCCGCUGCUCCGCCUGCGCCUACCCUGCUGCCCGCCUCAGGAAAUACAACUGGAGUGAGAAGGCGCUGCGCCGAAAGACGACGGGAACCGGGCGGAUGAGGUACCUGAGGAAUGUGCCGAGGAGGUUCAAGAGCGGCUUCCUGGAAGGUACUCAAGCUGCUCCGAGGCGAAAGGGUGCCGCUGCUGCUUCCUCAUAAGUUUUCAAAGCCCACUGAACUCAAACUCUGUUUUGUUUUCGAUUUGGUUUUUGUUUUGUUUGUCUUGAUAGUUUUGAAUUUUCACUUGAACAAGUUUUGGAUCAUUGUUUAACGGAUGUUAAUUGCUUAUUGUGUUAUUAGAGGAGUUGGUUAUGGUUUAGACUCUCUCCAUUUGCAGCUGCAUUUUGAUAUAAAUGAAAAUUACUCUCAAUUACAA